AUGAAAAGAUGUUCUCCAGUCCUCGACACUCCCAUGCCUGUCGGUGAAGCAAACCUUACAACUUGGAGAGAUCACUUCAAUACCUUGCUGAACCGGCAGCUUUCAUCUGCUCCUGAACACGAACACAUUCGUAGGCCGUCAUAUGUGGAUAACGAGGAACCACUGACCGAGUCGGAGUUCGGUUCUAGUCUGUAUUCAAAACAUGAAAAUGGAAAAUCUGGUGGAGACGAGAGUAUAAGCGCAAAAAUGCUGAAAUAUCUUCCUCCGUCUGGGAUUCGUGAAAUGACAAAGAUCAUCCGUUCAGUAUGGAUAGACGAAAGGACCCUAAUACGCUAUCAUAAGGUUAAUGAGCGGAUUCUCUUCAAUCGAGUUAAAAAAACGCGAAUGAAUGACGUGCAACGAGCAAGCUGUCUUUCGUCCUGUCCGAUCUAG
This is a messenger RNA of Necator americanus (New World hookworm), 432 nucleotides long. RefSeq lists its product as uncharacterized. The transcript has a single exon. The coding region runs from base 1 to 432 and encodes 143 amino acids. The record is from RefSeq and is a predicted model, not a curated record. Lineage: Eukaryota; Metazoa; Nematoda; Chromadorea; Rhabditida; Ancylostomatidae.